AUUUCUGUAACAGAUAUUAGGACAAUGUUCAUGUUGAUUAUUAUUCAUUAUAUGUUUUACACUGACCUCAGCUUACACCUACAUUUUACUGUUAUAAACCAUUUAUUACAUGUUUAUAUGCUGAUUACACAGACUGAAUAUAAAGAGUUACUUACUAAUAAUCAUUAAUCAUUCUUUAAUUUCAUUUAGAUAAAUUUAUGGGCUAAAGAUCAGAUGAAUUAUGAUUUGAACACAUUUGUAAGAACCAGUCUGAAGUUGUGUGUCACCAGUUUUUGGACUAGAGCAUGUGCCACUUACACUGGUGAAUCAUGGGAAAUUAACCAUUUCAGAGCUGUAGCAGCGCCCAGGUAUGAACUCACUUGUCACACCUGAAGUCUCUGACAUUAAUUAUCAGUUAGAUUCAGGUUUUUGAAGCUGAUCUGUAUGAAAUGAGCCUGUUUGUGUGAAUAAUCAGCAUGUAAUUUGACUUCCUGUCAGCAGGGCUGAGCGGUGGCUCUGGUACACCGUGGCUCUGACAGUCAUCCACUCCAGCAGCUUAACAAAUAGGAUUAGAGCAAAGAGAAAAAAUCUCCAGCACCAGCAGCAAAGUCCCAUCUGCUCACCUGAGCCCGGCGACGCCGCGUCAGGACCGUCUUGAGAUUUCCUCUCUGAGUUUUCUGACAAAUGCCAUGCGGAGCAGUGGAUGGACGACCGUGAGAAGGAGGCCGCUGAUGAGCUGAGGAGGUGGGAAUAAGAAGCAGCGAGUCCGGGCCGGAGCUUUGGAGGAGACUUCUGGAGAAAUGGCUGGACAGCGUGGGAGGUUGAUGCUGUGGGCGCUCGGGGCCGUGCUGCUUUCAGGGUACAUGUUCAUGGAAACAGGUGCCACUCGUGACUGGAAGCUGGAUUCGGAGCAGCAUGGACAUUUGGGCGAACCGACGGCAGACUCAGGCCAGCUUUUAUACCGACGUCACGCGGCGCUGACUCGAAGGAAACGGAACAUCUUGUUUCCCAGCGGCGUCAAGCUUUGCACUCAGGAGACGUUCGACCAAGCUGUCACCAACCACCUGAGCUACUUUCACCUCAGAGUGUGUCAGGAGACGGUGUGGGAGGCCUUUAAGAUCUUCUGGGACCGGCUGCCGGAGCGGGACGAGUACCAGGACUGGGUCGGUCGCUGCAUGGACGGCUCCGUCAGCGUCAUGGACAUCGGCAGCUUCUUCAGCCAAUCAGAGGAGCACAUCGACCUCAUCAGGAGCAGAGUUGCCAUGGCAGCCGAACAGGUGAUGAACAGUGUGCCCGUCACGUCAGGCUCUCCUCCGUGCAGCUCUGAAGAAACGACGGACCGGACUGGAGACUCGGUGACGGAGCCAGGGGAGGACGGUAUCGUCAUCUCAACUCACCAAGACAAUCCUCCACCAGGCUUUGAGGUCACAGCUUGGAGUCCUCCACUCUCAGCCACCGGCGGGUCAGUCGAAGACGCUCCUGCAACGCCGUUCGCUAAGAUUCCUGUGGAUUUGACUGUUGCUGCUGCGCCAAUAGACUCUGAGGACGUCCAGGAGUCUGGAGGUGGCGUCACUUCAGAAAGUCAACCUUCAGUCGUCACUGACGCUGAGAUUCCCUCAGAGUCUGAGGAUGGAGAUGUUGCGGACAUGGCUGAGGAUACUGUGGAGGUUGAUGACUCUGUUACCCACAAGCCCUUUGAUGGGAAAGAAGACACAACUGUCCCAGAUACAACAAAGGAGGAGACUGUGGACUCUGUAGAGGAAGAUGACACGAUCCUUGAUUUCACUCCUGAAGAGGUGGAUGUUCCUGAUUCAGAGGUGAUUCAAGUUACCCCACAAGGUGAGGAGCCACCCUCAGAAGCUGUGGCUAAAGAGGUCCUCACAGAGGCUUCUGUUGUGGUUCUGACAAAGCCCACUACAGCACCUGCGACAGAGGCUGUCACAGUGGAGGAGUUAGGGCAGGGAGUAUCUCCAGAACCUGGUGCUGAGGCUCUGCCGGAUGUCGUGACUGUGGCAGUCCCAGAGACAUCUGUCGAAGUCAGCGUGGGCCGAGAAGUUGAAGAAAUUCCAGACAAUUCUUUGGAUAUCAUCCCAGAGGAAACCUUGACUGAUGAGGUUUUAGAGGAACCCACUGAGGAUCCACCAGAGCUAAUCACAGAAACAGCACCAGAUGAACCAGAUCUAGUUGAGGCAGCAAUUCUUGAAGAACCUGAAUCACCAGCAGAACACCCUUCAGAGGAAAUCCCAACUGUAUUUCUGAUAACAGAUCCAGAUUCAGAAGAAGAUAAAACAUUCAUGAAUGUGACUCCAGAACAAGAGCAUGUCUCAGAUGAAGAAGAAGCUCCAUCCCAGGCCUCUAUUCUGAUGACAACAGACAAGACAGAAGUAAAACUCAGUGAAGACUUUACAGAGGACAAAACACCAGAAGACGAACUGACACUAGUGGCCGAGGUUACUCCUGAGCCUGUUGUCGUGAUCUUACAAGAUGACAAGGAUGAAGAUACUGAGGAGAUAACACCAGAUAUUACAGCAGUACAAAUAGAGUUAACAGAGGAAGAAACACCUGACCAAACUGUCACAGAAGAAGAAGCAGUGGAAGCAACAGACAAGCCAGAAGAAGAGGUAGAAGAAGAAAUCAAACACAAAGAAGCUACAGGUGUUUCUGAAGAUAAGAUUACUGAAGCAAAGUCUCCUGCGGGGGAAACAACAAAGACAGAAACAGCUGAAGAAAAAGAGGAAGACGGGGAAAUGGUGGAAACGGCAGAAGAACAACUACCUGAGGAAGCAGAGGGGGCAACAGUUACUGUGGAGGAACCGGGUGAAGCUGCAUUAGAGCCAGUGAAGACAGCAGAUACACAAGAAGACGAAACAACAAUAGAGCCGACAGGAGAACCUACGGACGGUGGAGAGGAAACACCUGACGCACCUAUAGAACCAGUGGAGGAGGAAACAGAAGAAACUGUAGAAGAACCAGAACCUGCAGAAGAAACCGUGGACACAACAGAGACAACAGAAGGUGCUGUUAAAGAAACAGAACCUGCACAAGAACCAGAACCUGAAGAAGAAAUUGUAGAAGAGACAGAACCCACGGAAAAACCAGGUCAAGAUGUAGAACCCAUAGAGGAAAUUGUAGAAGAGACAGAACCCACAGAAGAACAUGAAGUAGUACCUGAUAAAACUGAUCCUGACGUUACAUUUGUGGAUAAAACUCAAGAAGCAGUCGGAGGCGAAGCAUCAGAGGAGAGAACGGAGGAAGAAGAAGAAGGUUUUGGAGAACCUGAAGCAGAGGGAACUAAACCAGAAGUUACAGAGGAGGUCACACCAGAGAUCCGCUCAGAGUCUGAUGAGGAGAUCACUCCUGUUGUUGUUGUUGUUCCAGAGGACACUGAGGGAUUGUUGCCAGGGACUGAAGUGGAGGAAACACCUGAACCACAGGUCACAGUGGAACUUCCUGGAGACUCUGAGGAAGAAACCUCCAGGGAGAGUGCGAGUACCACCCAGGUGGUUGAGCUUCCAAGUCAGGUCUCAGAUCCUGGAUACUUUCCAGAGGGUGAAGAAGAAACUGUCCCAGAGGCUCCAAGUGAAACAUCUCCGGAGGUUGUGACUCAAACCCGUCCAGGAACGACUUCAGAGGUAGAAACCCCUGAGGAGCCUGCCCCAGAGGUCGCCCCUGAGGAGGAUGGCGCUCCGAGUGAAGACAGCGUUGCUCCCGCGGAGGUUCCUCUAGAAGACGAUGAGGGUAUCUCUGUUGAAGAUGCAGGGAAAUUGAUGACGGAGGCUCCAGCUGAAGUCCCGUCUGAAACCACCCCAGAAUCUGUUGUGGACGUUACUGCGGCGAGUACCGCCAUGGAAGAGACGACCCCUGGUGCCUCUUUGGAAGUCACGACCAAGUACGUAGUGGAGUACAACAACGGAAACUUCCCCGAUCUAACGGAAAGGCCUCGCGAUGUCGAGGACAACUUACUGGGAAACAACGGCUUCGGGUUUGAGGAUGAGGAGGAGAACUCUAUCGCUAACGAGAUAGACGACACCUUGUUGCGGCCCCCGAGGCCCCUGAAGGACCAGGUGGUGGAGCUGAGCAUCAAGCUGAGAGGAGAAACCUACAACGACGCGCUGAGAGACCCGAGCAGCUUCCACUACCAGCAGCUGGCCAGACACUUCACACACAAGAUUGAAGACGCCUUCGAGAGGCUGCCGGGCUUCAAGAACGUCUACAUCGUCGAAUUCAGGCCACAGAAGGACCUGGAGCGGGGUCUGGUUGUCCUGGUCCACUACGCCAUCACUCUGGAGGUGGACAGCGGCGGCAUCGCCAACGACACGCUGGACUUCAUCUCUCUGCAGAACAACCUGGUGGAGAAGAACUACCCCGGAGCCGCCGAGCAGCCCACCGUCGUCUACACCAUCACCGACUUCCGCAACUACAUCACAGAGGCGCUGCACAAAGACAACUUCAUGACCAACAGCAGCCUGGAGGCGCAGGCCGACCCGCUGCAGCUGCAGAACGCCGACAACUUGCUGCCGUCUGUGAAACCUACGAGCCGACCUGCAGACGCCUUCGACAACAUGGACAACGUGCUGGCGGCAGAGAAACCUCCAGACGCUCCGAGCCACGAGGUGGACAGCAGCGACGUCUUCCUGAAGAAGGACGAAUUCCUGUUCGACCCCUUCGACCCGUGGAAAGGUCCCCAGAGCGGGGGGGUGAGCGAGAACGACGUCUUCAUGUUCGAGGAGAGCACGGCUCCUCCUCCGCCACCGCCCGCCGAUCAGACGUUAGACCUGGAGCCGGCGACUCGAGGCAAUAGUGGAAAUAUUGAAGACGAGGGAUUUCUCCUUAAUAAUGCUCCCGGCGCCGUAGACGACGCCCCCCGAGGGGACCACGCAGUCAGUCCCGGAGGCUCCUCUGCGGCGCUGAAACCUCAGACGGGCUCUGAGAGCACGUUGGACGAUGGAUCUGGCUCCGGUUUCUCUGGAGACGGCCAGGGAGCUGAUCUCUGGUCCUGGCAGCCCGCGGCGACAUCUGAUGGCACCGGCUUUUACCCCAGGGGGGAUGGCAGCCUGGAGGUGCUGCCGCCACCUGAUCUGGAGGAGACUGAUGAGGAGGACGGGGACCAGGAUGAGGAGGGGGUCGUAGUUGAGCUGCCGGCCACUGACAAAGAUGAUGUGUUUGCAAUGGGAGUAGAAUUCACUGACGCUCCCCCUACAGCUGUUCCUGCUUUUGACGAGUCUUUGCCAGCCGGAGACUUCCAAGAACCUUUUCUGGAUCAGGUCCUGGUCACGCCGCACAUCAGCACUGACCCGCGGUAUUCAACCACAACCCAAGCGCCUGUAUUCUCACCCAAAGGAACCUUGACUGUCGAACUUUCAGUGCAAACAAUGGAAGCCUCCGGUAUCUAUGACGACUAUGCCUUGACGAAGCCACAUUUGAUUUUGGCGCCAGUCACAGAUUCCCCUGAACCUGAAGCGUGGACUCGUGAGCCAGGACCAACAGAUUCAGCAGUCGAGCUUCAAGAAACCACCUCAGCGGAGGAAGGAAAGACUGCAGCAGAGACGGAGCUUCCUGUUUCAUCAGCAGAAGGUGUAGCUGAGGAGGAAGAGGAGGAGGAGGAGGCCUCUGAUACUGACGCCGCCUCAAACGAAGAGGCGCCGACCUCUGUGGAAGAACCCGGCUUUGACGCGUUCACAGAGCAGCCGGCAGAACUCGAGGUUCUCACGGACAAACCCAAACUGCUGCUGCCAGAAGCAGCUGAUCAGGAGGAGGUUGAGAUCUUGGAAGAGCAGCACAUCGACUCCUCUGACGCUACAGCAGCAGCAGAGCCGCCACUCCAAGUAAACAGAGACCUCGUUGUGGAUGAAGUCAUGGUCGUCACCACGACUGCUGCUCCGGACCCAACUUCAUCUGUAAGCUCAGACCGCGGCGGCGGCGGCAUCGGCAUCGCGCUCUCACCUGAGAAGGACUCACCUUUCACUCGAGUAUCAGACUCUGUGCCGGAGGACGAGGACCUGCUUCACCAUGAACACCUGAACCACGAAGAUGUAGACGAAAUUCCAGUAAGCGCUCCGCCUUCAGAUGUAGCUCCGGGUCUGACGGUGGGGGUCACCAACAAAACAGGAAGUGCUGUAAUAGACGCCGCAGAGACGUCGCCAUGGGAACCUGAGCAGGAUGUCGACUUGGUUACGACAGAUACAGAGAUCCAGGUUUUUGAGCAGGACUUCUCUGACAUGCCGAGCAUCGACGUCAGCUUCGACGUGUUCCAGUACGGCGGCAUGGCGACUGAAGGCGACAGCAGCGGCUUCUCCAGCGGCGCUCAAGGGUCAGAUUUGGACGCCAUCGCAUUACCGACUCGACCUGGCAGGGCCCUAACUGUGUUCUUCAGCCUGAGGGUGACCAACAUGGCGUUCUCCAUGGACCUCUUCAACAAGAGCUCCCCGGAGUACAAGGCCCUGGAGCAACGGUUCCUACAACUGCUGGUCCCGUACCUGGAGUCCAACCUGAACAACUUCCAGAACCUGGAGAUCCUCAACUUCAGGAACGGCAGCAUCGUGGUCAACAGCAGGAUGAGGUUCGGUAAACCGGUUCCCAGAGGCGUCACCAACGUCGUCUACCUGAUCCUGGAGGACUUCGCCAACACCGCCUACCAGACCAUGAACCUGGCCAUCGACAAGUACUCGCUGGAUGUGGAAUCAGGUGACAGGGCGGACCCCUGUAAGUUCCAGGCGUGUAACGAGUUCUCCAGGUGUAUGGUGAACAGGUGGUCGGGCGAGGCCGAGUGCGUCUGUGACGCCGGCUACCUGAGCGUGGACGGUCUGCCGUGUCAGAGCGUCUGUGAGGUGCAACACGACUUCUGCCUCAACGACGGCAAAUGUGACAUCAUCCCCGGCAAGGGCGCCAUCUGCAGAUGUCGGGUCGGAGAGAACUGGUGGUACCGCGGUGAGCACUGCGAGGAGUACGUCUCCGAGCCGCUGGUGGUGGGCAUCGCCAUCGCCUCUGUGGUCGGUUUCCUCAUGGUGGCGGCCGGCAUCAUCUUCUUCCUGGCGAGGACGCUGCGAGAGCAGUACGACGGGGAGGACACGGAGGACCCGCUGAGACGUGGAGACAGUGUGCCGACGCUGGAGCGCGCCACCAAGUUUAACCCCAUGUUCGAGAGCGACCCCGUCACCGCCCAGUACUACCGCCGCUACGAAGAUGACGCGCCACAGCACUACCGCCGGCGUGACCCCAACCUGCCGGAGUACAGCAGCUCUGCGAGUGUGGACAGCUCCAGAGACGUCAGCAGUGAGGAGAUACGACACAUCUAUCAGAACACCUCGCUCACUAAAGAGGAGAUCCAGGAGCGUCUGAGGAUAAUCGAGUUGUGCUCCAGGGAUCAACACUUUGCAGACUUUGUGCGACAGACUCAAGUAUUCCUGGAGCGGAGGGGCAGCUCCUCCACAUAGUGAACGGAGACGUGGAGACCUCCAGAAACCUGCCUUCGUCUUUGACUCGGGGAAGGAGGAGGAGCUUGUCUUCACCUGACUGCGUCUGAUUGGCUGGACGGAGCUGAAGGUGAUGACAAGCUGAACCUGUUGGGAGUUUACUUUCUCAGGACUCUUCCUGCUCUGUCGGACUGGUUUCCUCUUUCUGGGACCUGAACUGAACUUUGACCUCUGCAGGUCGCCUGUUCCUCUUCCCUUUACCUGUUAUCUGUUCUCUGUAAAUACUGUCACCUGUUGUUUCUGUUGUUGAGUAACACUUCAGUCACUGCUUUCACUGUUUUCACUGCUGAGUACCUCUGUCUUACACUUUCAUCUGUAGCCUGAAUUCAAGGGUUUGUGUUUGCGUCCCGUCCUGCACGUCGCCGCUGCCGUAGAAAGAAAACACGUGUUUAGAGAUGACGGACUUCGCGGGUCGUAUUCUUCUUCUUAUUUAAAUUUCUCCCACGUGGUUUCUCCUUCACAGCCGUGACUCCUCCCCGUCAGUGCCUUCACCGCUCACUGCUUUUUUGGGAUUUGAUGCGUAGAAUCUCGGAGCCCUUGACGUUAAAUCAUCAUUCCUGUAACUCCCCGACAGGUGGGAUCAGUAAACCCUCUUCUGUUUGUCCAGUCAGCUGCUUACCGAACGCCUGCGAUUCACACGAAUGUUUACAUUUCUCAAUCGAUGCUGGAGUGUUAACUGAUGUGUAGUUCAUGUGUAGACUGUCAGUGUCUUGUAUGUGCACGUUUUUUUAAGAAGUCCUACCUUCGAGUGUUCGCAUGAGGGAACUCCAGGAACCUGAAGGUCCUUCACAUUCAACAACUGGAGAAAUGUUUUCAGAGAAUAUCUCCUUCAUGGAAGUUAUGAGCUACAAGUUCUCAUCUAAUUCGCACAAGAUAUUACCUCAUUUAUCUUUUCAAGAGUCAAGAUUUAAUUUGUUGAUUCCAGAUAUGAUCUUGUUUGAAAACGUUAUCUUGUAAUGUAGAUAAUACACAACAUCUAAUCUCGCUCCCAGAGUCAGAGUCUUGUUUGAACGAGAUAAUAACUCGAGAGUGAAUCAAUGAAUGAAUGAAAUGAAACUUGAGUAAUAAAACAUUCAUCCCCAUGACGAACAGCAACAUGUUUUUAAUGAGAACUGAAUUUUCGUUGUUUUGAAUUUGUACUUAAAUCAACCAUCUGAAUGUAGUGAUGUUUCCAGUGAACAGCUGAUGUUGUUGUGUGUGUAGUUACUGUGUGUUGUGUACGAACACGUCACACGUCUGCAGGGCUGUGUUGUUUUCUAUUGUGUUUUCUAAGCUGUGCGUUUAAUUAGAGUGUGAGGAGAAAAACCAGACUGUGAUGUGCACGUGCGAGCGGGCACAUCACAUUUUUCUAAAAUAAAAUCACAAUAUUUUUUA
Molecule: messenger RNA, 8825 nt
Organism: Seriola aureovittata
Lineage: Eukaryota; Metazoa; Chordata; Actinopteri; Carangiformes; Carangidae
Gene: impg2b
Product: interphotoreceptor matrix proteoglycan 2b
Exons: 21
Coding region: 780-7412 (2210 amino acids)
Biological process (GO): visual perception
Molecular function (GO): hyaluronic acid binding; heparin binding
Source: RefSeq, a predicted model, not a curated record